AUGUUGAGAGCUUUUUUGUUGAUUGACCAACAAAAGGAAGUAAGAGAUUCUCUGGUGGAAAUAAUACUCCAGUUAACAGACGCGGAGGCGGCAGAGGAUUUGGAGAAGGACGAGGCUCAAUGUCAAGUCGUGGCUUUAGUGGAAGUCCACGUUUCCGAGGUGGUGGUAGAGGAGGAUUUAAGUCUUUCCGUGGCGGAGGGGAUAGCUUUGAACAUGGUGGCAGAGGCCGUGGCGGAUUCCGCGGUGGGUUUGAUCGAGGACGAGGUGGUCGUGGAGGUUUUGGUCGCGGUGGUGGUGGGGGUUUCGACCGUGGAGGUGGCUUCAAUCGCGGUCGAGGAGGUUUCCGCGGAAGAUCUCGAGGCGGCGGCGAUUUCCGUGGUGGACGAGGAAGGCCGUGGGAGAACCGCGGCAGAGAGGAAGAAAAUGAUGAGGAAAACGGAGAGUCGUUUUCUGAAGACGAACUCGAGGAAGAUUCAAGAAUGCACCAAAAAAGAGAUGGAGUCUAGCGAAGACGAUUUAGAAGAUAGCGAUGGGAAUGAAGAAUCAGGCUCAGAUUACGACGAAGUUGAGAGACCAAGUAAAGCCGAAUCUGAUGAAGAACUUGACGACGAAAGCGAAGGUUUAGAAGACGAAGAGUUAGAAAUGUCAGAAGGCGACAGCAAUGAAGAUUCUGAGGAGGAGCGUGUCCUGGAAAAGAAAGUCAAAGGUCGACCUCCACAACUGCAGAAGCAGACGCUCAUGAAGAAGGGAAAGUCUCCUGUUACCAAGCCUGCUGUUGAAAACGAAAGCGACGACGACGAUUUGGAUUUGGACAGUGAGGAAUUAGAAUCAGAAGAAGAAGAAGUAGUGGUUACAAAAAAGUCUGCAAAAGUCGAAAAGCAGAGAAAAGUGUCCAAAGACAUGAAAGUUAAACAGGCGACUAAAGUUCAGAGUGCAGAAGGUAAGCCCAAGAAGAAUGCAGAGAAAUUGGAAAGUGAGGAAGAAGUUGAAGAUGAGGAGUUGAGUAGCGACGAUCUAGAGUUGGACAGCGAAGAACUUGAGUUUGAGAGCGAAGAGAGUGGCGAAAAAGAGACAAUUUCCAAAAAGAAGAUAAAGAGUGCGAAAGAGCACAUCGCGGAAGCGAAACCCGGCAGCAGUAGUUCAGCGUCUUCAGAAAAGCAACAGUCAGAAGAGUCCACUUUGCAAAAGCGAAAAGCCGAGACUUCUGUUUCAGAGACACCAUCUAAGAAAAGCAAACCCGUGGUCGCUCGCGCCGAUGACAAAGUAAUUGCUGAAGAACUAGCAAGAAGAAAGGCAAGGGAUAGCUCAUGUCUGUUUGUGAAAAAUCUUCCGAAGGUCUGUGCCAUCGAAGAUAUUAAAAGUCUCUCGUCAGAUAUUUUGCAUGUUAGACGGUCAGGAAAGAUAAUGAGGUUUUGCUAUCUUACAUUUUCUGACGAAGACACAUGCGAAAAGAAUUACGAAAUUUUGAAGAAUGCCAAGUUGGGUAAUCACGAGAUAUUCGUCGAUUUCUGUGGCGACAAGAGUGUAAACGCUGCCGCAAAGUCGCCGUAUGCGGAGAACCGUAUGAUAAAUCCACUUAUAUUAUAUGUUGGAGAAUUUCCUCAAACCGUGAAAGAAGCCGAAGUAAAAGCGGCGUUCCCAUCUUGUUCAAAAGUACAAUUUCCAGACAAAUCUGAAUUCAGGACACAUGCUUUAGUGCAUUUUCAUACCGCUCAAGCUGCUCGCGAGGCAUUCGACUCCCACAAAGAUCUCAAACUCAGUGGUGUUCCAGUUGUCGUUCUGUACUCUAGGGAUCGGAAAGUCGACCACGAUUUGUUGGCAAAAAAUAUCAGGAAGGAUUUUCCGAAGAACACACCAACGUCAAAUUCAGGGGCGACUCCAAAACCGAAAGUGGUUGCUGUUGAAGCCACAUCCUCAAAGAAACAAAAGCAAUUAGCAAAAGGCGUGAAGGUGGGAAAAAAUGCUGCCGUGAGCGAUGAAGAAGAAUCAGUUGAAAAGUCUGCAAAGAAAAAGAAGCCCUCAGUUGAAGCUGUACAAAAGGGUGUUGCAGCUCAAACUCCGAAGAAACCACAAAGUAAGAAAGUUGCGGCGAAAGAAGAAACCAGUGAGGAAGAGGACUCUGACGAAGGAGACGACCUUUCUGACGAAAGUCUUAUGGAAGAUGAAGCAGUUGAAGACGAAGAGUUAGACUCUGAGAUAACUAAUGCCAUGACGGUCCGUGUUGUCGGUGUUCCGACUUUUAAACACUGCGGUUAUACCAUUUCUAGAGAACUGGCUGCAGAGGGUUGUCAGGAGUGCGAGACCGUGCAAUAUUUGAUACAUCUGCUCGGUCAGGACAACUAG
Messenger RNA from Soboliphyme baturini, 2343 nucleotides. The record is from the annotation of a GenBank genome assembly. Lineage: Eukaryota; Metazoa; Nematoda; Enoplea; Dioctophymatida; Soboliphymatidae.